AGUGCGGUGUAUAUAAAGAUAUCGCAUUGACAUUACGAUGUGAUAUCUCAAACACUCACUAUUCUAAAUAAGGAUGGACUUAAACGAGACUCAACCAACGGUGGUUGUUUCAUUGCCGUCAGGAAGAAUAUCUAUCCGGCCGAUGACUCUUUCGGACGUCGACGACUACAUGGUAUGGGCUACAGAUGCUGAAGUCGCACGCUUCUGCUCAAGGGAGCCAUGCACGAGCCGAGAAGAAGCCAUCAAAUACAUAACCGAUUCGGUCUUGACACACCCUUGGCUCCGAGCCAUCUGUUUAGAGAACGACCGUCCCAUCGGCUACAUCUUGAUCAUGCCGGUCGAUAAGAUCAGGAAAGAGAUCGGUUAUGUGCUAGCGAGAAAGUAUUGGGGAAAAGGGUUCGCCACGGAGGCGGUAAGGCUAGUGACGGCGGAGAUAUUCAAGGAAAUGCCGGAGAUUGAGAGGCUUGAGGCACUAGUGGACGUGGACAAUGUGGGAUCUCAAAGGGUUCUUGAAAAGGUUGGGUUUACUAGAGAAGGUGUGAUGAGGAAGUUUAUAGUUAUGAAAGGAAGUGUAAGAGAUAUGGUCAUGUUUAGUUUCUUGCUUUCUGAUCCUAUCAAGUAAUCUAUCUUAUUAAAACAGAAACAUUCUGAUGGACCUAACAUUUAUUUUGUAAGUUUUUAAAUUAAAUACACUUUUAUACUUUAUAGUUAAACAUGCAUUAAAUCACUAAUAUUUCUUUCUUUAUACUACUAUCCAUGUUUCCAAACAAUAUACUUAUUUCUUUAUACUACUAUCAAUGUUUCCAAACAAUAUAUUUUUAUACUACUAUCAAUGUUUCCAAACAAUACAAUAAGUAAUCUUAGUUAUUUUAUAUCUAUCAUUUUCUCUUUAAAAUUUUGUAGAAACGUCAUAAUUUCAUAAAUUGCCAAAUAAUGAACUUUAAAAUUUGGAUUAUAAGAUUACAAAUUAUGAAACUAUUACAAUUUAAAUCCAAUUAGAUUACAUAUCGGUCAUCCAUCAGUUCAAUCGGUUAGUCUCGGGUUUUAGUGAUUUUUUAAUAUGAAUAUUUUGAAAACAUAAAUUGAAUUGUCAGAUCUCCGGACUAACCGGUAUUGUCACAAUCGGAUUGAAUUUAAAAACACUGAUUUGAAGCAAAAAUAUUUUAAAUACACACUCUUUAAAAUUACCAAAAUAUUUGUUAAGUUAUUAGUGAAAUUUUUCAUCGUAAGAUAUUCCGCGCUUUAAAAGCGCGGGUCAAAAUCUAGUUAAUCAUUAAAAAAGAUUAACGAAGACUAUGUAUAAGUUGGACUUUGUGUACGAUUCAUAUGUAGAGUAUGAUAUCAACUCUCUUUCUGUGUUUUCUUUAUU
This is a messenger RNA of Raphanus sativus (radish), 1369 nucleotides long. RefSeq lists its product as uncharacterized. Gene Ontology annotation, molecular function: acyltransferase activity, transferring groups other than amino-acyl groups. The transcript has a single exon. Lineage: Eukaryota; Viridiplantae; Streptophyta; Magnoliopsida; Brassicales; Brassicaceae. Bases 74 to 622 code for a protein of 182 amino acids. The record is from RefSeq and is a predicted model, not a curated record.